Messenger RNA from Babesia bigemina, 828 nucleotides. RefSeq lists its product as hypothetical. The record is from RefSeq and is a predicted model, not a curated record. The transcript has a single exon. Lineage: Eukaryota; Apicomplexa; Aconoidasida; Piroplasmida; Babesiidae. Bases 1 to 828 code for a protein of 275 amino acids.
AUGCAGCAGAGGGUUGUCUACUCCUCCACCGACUACCGUACGCCAUACCACCACGACGAUUCACACUUUACAUACGGUAACAGGCAAACAACGGGACUGCGCACGGAUAUCACAACGGCCAGCAGCGCCCCUGCAUCGCCGGCGCAUGCGUUCGGCCGCCUGGCGUACGAAAAGGCGGCGAUUUCCGGAACCGCUCUGGUGCCCAUCGACAGUUCGUCGGCAGCGCUAGCUAGGCGGCCAAGCACCGUCACGGAGGCGUAUCACGAAGUGAAAGGCUCGAAGCAGAGGGAGAGGCUCAACAGCACUUUCGACGACUGUAUACCCACGGAGAACCAUCUACAAUCGCUGUCGAGGCAACUAACAGCGACCACGAGGCCAAUAGACGACUACGUGGAGGCCAAACCGGUGGAGGCGGUCGACGAGGAGCCGGAGUACCCUCACCUGGCGCUAGACCUUAGUGUGCUCACGCAGACAAAGCACAAAAACGACCACAACACGAAGCCAAAACAUGUGGAGCGACGAGCCGCGGCGCAGCAGAAGGAGCCGCAAACGGAGGCCAAGCUCAUCGUCGGAAAGCCGCGCCACCCGUACGCCGUGCAAUUCAACGACCCCGUCGAGAAAGAGCUAGGAAGGUGGCAUAAUUCGCACGUGUCAACGAUAAAAUGGACGCGAAUCAAACGCGGUGUGUACACCGCAGACGACCAGCAGGUCACGCUCGUCAAGCUCAACGGCGGCCUGUACGUGAAAGGCACCAACGGCAAGAAAAAACAGGAGCACAUCCCAAUCGAUAAAUUCGCCCAGCGGCUGCAGAAGACGGGCAGCGCCUGA